CAUCCAUUUUCCUGCUUGAGGGCGGAGUUUGUCCGUUGGGCAAUAUUUGGAAAAAGUAACAGUCAGACGCUAAUCACCGCGGGGGAAAAAAUGGGAAACCGAGAUGAUGAAUACGAUUAUUUAUUCAAAGUCGUGCUGAUCGGAGACUCCGGAGUGGGCAAGAGCAACCUGCUGUCACGCUUCACCAGAAACGAAUUCAACCUGGAGAGCAAGAGUACCAUCGGGGUAGAGUUCGCCACCCGCAGCCUGCAGGUGGACGGCAAGACCAUCAAGGCUCAGAUUUGGGACACGGCCGGACAGGAACGCUACCGAGCCAUCACCUCGGCGUACUACCGCGGCGCGGUGGGCGCUCUGCUGGUGUACGACAUCGCCAAGCACCUGACGUAUGAGAACGUGGAGCGCUGGCUGAAGGAGCUGAGGGACCACGCCGACAACAACAUCGUCAUCAUGCUGGUGGGGAACAAGAGCGACCUGCGACACCUCAGGGCCGUGCCCACCGACGAGGCGCGGGCCUUUGCUGAAAAAAACACGCUGUCAUUCAUCGAGACUUCUGCCUUGGACUCCACAAAUGUGGAAGAAGCCUUCAAGAACAUCCUCACAGAAAUUUACCGCAUCGUGUCCCAGAAGCAAAUAUCGGACAGAUCAGCGCACGACGACUCCCCUGGCAACAACGUGGUAGACAUCAGCGUGCCACCCACCACCGACGGACAGAGGGGCAACAAAAUGGCAUGCUGCCAGAGCUUGUGAACUUUUUUUUUUGUUUGUUUGUUUGUUUGUUUGGGUUGAAAUCCCUUCCUCCUUCCUCCUCACUUUGACUUCAAUCCCAUUCCCAUUGACCCAGUCGCAUCAAGAGCGACGGCGAGGGGGUGUGAAGCGUUUCUCACUAUCCCAGACAUUGAAAGUGUGGAUUUCGACUCCCACCCGUCUCGGAGCAGACAUGAUGCCCGAAAGCAGAGCGGCCGUGACUGUCUUGACUCCAUUUUGUUUUGUUUUGUUUUUUUAACAUGCACACACCAAAGCAAGAUAACAUGCAAUCAUGAACAGUUGCAUUUCAAGAUUCUAUAAAUCAAAUUAAUGUUGCAAAAAGCUUCCAAUCAACCAGCUGGCACACUUUUACAUGUCCAAUCAUUUCAGUGUUUGUUUUUUUUUUGUUUUUUACAUUGCCGACAUCCGGUAACAUUUCAAAGCUAAAAUGAAUCACACCAGAGUCUUGACACACAUCCAGUAAGUGUUUUACCAAUGCAGGGAAGGAUGUGCAUGACUUGUGUGUGUCAGAUAUUUCUUGUGGAAAUUGCUGAUGCGUCAAUAAAGCCAACGACAAAUGUA
Messenger RNA from Hippocampus comes (tiger tail seahorse), 1326 nucleotides. RefSeq names its product ras-related protein Rab-11B-like. Bases 91 to 747 code for a protein of 218 amino acids. The record is from RefSeq and is a predicted model, not a curated record. Lineage: Eukaryota; Metazoa; Chordata; Actinopteri; Syngnathiformes; Syngnathidae. The transcript has 5 exons. Gene Ontology annotation, molecular function: GTPase activity; GTP binding.